AUGUAUCUAGAUGUUGGGAUAGCCCAAAACAUAUCUGGGCCCCUUAUAAUCAAAAUUGUACUAUCCACUUGCACAACCACAAGGUCUCCCAAGAUACUCAAGGAACAAGGAAUAAAUGAUUCUUCUGUGAAACCGUCUAUUUCUAAAAAUCCACCCAUCAUGGACAUAGUAGGAGAUGCAGAUUAUAUCCAGUGGUUUGGUCAAAUUGUGUACAUUGAUGAUGACAAAGUCAUCUCCAGGAGCGGGCUCAGGAUUGUAGCACUUUUCUCCUGGAUUGUGACCAAGCUGUACAUGCAAGCCAAGUGA
Messenger RNA from Suillus plorans, 306 nucleotides. RefSeq lists its product as uncharacterized. The transcript is spliced from 6 exons. The record is from RefSeq and is a predicted model, not a curated record. Lineage: Eukaryota; Fungi; Basidiomycota; Agaricomycetes; Boletales; Suillaceae. Bases 1 to 306 code for a protein of 101 amino acids.